This is a messenger RNA of Gadus morhua (Atlantic cod), 498 nucleotides long. RefSeq names its product cell wall protein DAN4-like. The transcript has a single exon. The annotation marks the transcript as partial. The record is from RefSeq and is a predicted model, not a curated record. Lineage: Eukaryota; Metazoa; Chordata; Actinopteri; Gadiformes; Gadidae.
ACAACAACCUCAGAACCAACAACUUCUACAUCAGGACCAAUAACUACAAAUGCAAUACCCACAACUACUUCAGCAGGACUCACUUUAACUGCAGUUCAGAAAUCAACAACUGCAGAAAUAACAAAAACGACAAAAGUAACAACAACAUCAACUGCUGUACCAACAACUACUAAAGCAGGACCCAAAGCAACAAUAGGAACAAUAAAGACAACUGCUGAACUGACAUCAACAACUGCAGGAACAACAACUACGACUGCGAACACUCCAAGUACAACGGCAGGUCCAACAACUACAACUGCUGAACUAACAUCGACAACUGCAGGAUCAACAACUUUUGCAGAAAAACCUGCAAACACAACUGCAGGACCAACAAAAACUGUAGGACCAACAAAAACUGCAAGGCCUAUCACUUCUACUGUUGAACCCAAAACAAUAACUGAAGGAAAAACAACAACAGCCUCAGAACCAAAAACUUCUACAUCAGGACCCACAACAGCA